AUGUCCUCUCGCACAUCCUUAUCGCAGAAGGAGAAGGCUGAGGCAUAUGACAUGGAGAGCCAGUCUCCGGUUUCCAAGGCCAAUGGUGGCAUUACCGAGCUGAUGGCCGUCCAGGACGGCGAGGUUCAUCAGAAGGGCAGCCGCCAAAAUCCAAAGUGGUUUCAACGGCUUCUCGACGCCGGUGUGGAGGAGAAUGGUAUUCGACCAGUACCCAUCGAAGAGCGAACCAAUGAGAACUACAGCAACCUCUUCACUGUCUUCUUCUCUAGCUUGCUUUGCUUGCUUCCGAUUCCCACCGGAGCGCUGGCCACCGCCCAGCUGGGCCUCAGCCUCAGAGAUGCGUCGCUGGUAAUCAUUUUCUUCGCGGCCUUGACGAUCAUGCCUCCGGCGUUUAUGGGUAUCGCAGGCUCCUAUACUGGAUUGAGACAACUUGUGCAGGCCAGAUAUUCGUUUGGAUAUUACCUUGUUGGUGUCCCCCUUCUUCUGAACGCUGCAACGGUGACUGGGUUUUCUCUGUCCUCUGCGAUUGCUGGAGGACAAACCCUCGCAGCUGUGAACCCGGGCCACAUUGAUGUCAAGGUUGGAAUCGUCAUCACGUGCCUCGUCAGCUUCGCUGCCUCUUUCAUCGGAUACCGAGCUCUCCACAUGUGGGAGAGAUGGCAGUGGCUCCCAAGUCUCAUAGCCAUCGUCAUCGCGGUAGGACUGGGAGGGAGGAAUCUGUGGAAACAGGCUGAGGUGCCAUCUGCGACCGCGUCGCAGAUUCUCAACUAUGGGGGUCUGAUGGCCGGUUACUUCAUCACAUUCGGUGGGAUUGCCUCGGACUUCACGGCAUAUCAUAACCCGAACAAGACAACCAAAUUCCGGAUAUUCUCAUACAUUUACCUCGGGAUCUUUUCUCCCUCGGUACCCCUUCUCAUCUUGGGUGCGGCAAUUGGUGGUGCGCUCAACAACGUCCCGGAGUGGAAGGCAGGGUGGGAUGCCUACGGUAUCGGUGGCGUCAUGGCUGCAAUGCUGGCGCCUGCUGGCGGUUUCGGGAAGUUUCUACUUGUGGUCCUCGCCCUGACUGUCAUCGGCAAUAUCGCGACUUCCAUGUACUCAGUUGCGCUAUGCAUGCAGAUGAUGCUGCCAGUCUUCACCAAGGUACCACGCGUCGUGUUUAUCAUUGUCGCCCUGGGUAUCAUGAUACCCAUGGCUAUUCGCGCUGCUGAAGCAUGGGCCGACUCGCUCGAGAACUUUUUGGGAUUGAUCGGAUAUUGGGCGGGCUGUUUCGACGCCGUCAUAAUCGAAGAGUUGGUCAUCUUUCGACGCAUGAAAUACGACUCCUAUGACCAUGGCGCAUGGAAUGUCGCUCGCAAGCUGCCUUCUGGGUUUGCUGCGAUCGGAGCGAGUCUAUUGAGCUUCGGGUUGGUGACACCAGGAAUGGACCAAGCGUGGUUCACAGGGCCGAUUGCGAAGACGACUGGGGACAUUGGGUUCGAAGUCGCGUUGGUGUUGACAGCCAUAUUUUAUGCUCCCCUGAGGUGGCUGGAAAUCAAGUUGCAGGGUCGGGUUUGA
Colletotrichum chrysophilum is the source of this 1554-nucleotide messenger RNA. RefSeq lists its product as uncharacterized. The transcript has 4 exons. Gene Ontology annotation, biological process: transmembrane transport. NCBI's taxonomy places the organism in Eukaryota, Fungi, Ascomycota, Sordariomycetes, Glomerellales, Glomerellaceae. The record is from RefSeq and is a predicted model, not a curated record. Gene Ontology annotation, molecular function: transmembrane transporter activity. The coding region runs from base 1 to 1554 and encodes 517 amino acids. Gene Ontology annotation, cellular component: plasma membrane.